Bacidia gigantensis is the source of this 1719-nucleotide messenger RNA. RefSeq lists its product as uncharacterized. Gene Ontology annotation, biological process: G protein-coupled receptor signaling pathway. Bases 1 to 1719 code for a protein of 572 amino acids. Gene Ontology annotation, molecular function: G protein-coupled receptor binding; guanyl nucleotide binding; GTPase activity. NCBI's taxonomy places the organism in Eukaryota, Fungi, Ascomycota, Lecanoromycetes, Lecanorales, Ramalinaceae. Gene Ontology annotation, cellular component: heterotrimeric G-protein complex. The record is from RefSeq and is a predicted model, not a curated record. The transcript has 2 exons.
AUGGAACUAGUGUCCCUGUUAGGAGCUGCAGCAUCAGCUAUAACUGUUGUGCAACUAUGUGCAGACUGUCUUCAUCGCUUGGGUAGACUGAAGGAUCGUUACAAGAACGCUGAUCUCUCAUUGCGACUUCUCGCAACCCAACUUUCUACCCUCCUGACUGCCUUACGCCAAAUCUCUCGGUUGAUAGACGACAGUCAGCGCGAUAUCAUUUCUCAGAUUGUUCCAGAACUGAUCACCUCACUCGACAGCUGCAAACUCUUGAUUGAAACAUUGAACAAUCGCCUGGCUCGCCUGGAGCUUUCUGUAGACAAGGGUUUGACUUUCAGAAAGAAGACCCAGGCACUAUGGGGCGAAAGAGAAAGAAGCGAUUUCUCAAACCUGCUGGGUCACAAUGUCGCUGCCCUUCAGCUCUUACUUACUGCUUUGCAAUGUCGAUCCCAGUCCGAACAAAUGACAUUAUUAGAGCAAUCAGCAAGUCGCCAGACCAUAUACAGAGCAAGAGAUGAGACGUCAUCUCUAUUGUGGUUGCACGAUGACGAGUCCCAUGACACGCGUAGAAGUGUCUGCACUCAAAAUUCCGAAUUGCUUGACUUGUCUUUUGUUUUCGAUCAAGAAGUCUUUAGUUCUCGAGCUUAUUUUACAACAAUGAAGUCUAACAUGAAAAAAGCCGUUCUAUCGGCUCAACUCGAGGCUCAGAACAAGCGUGAUACUCAGACAGAGGCUCGCUGGGCUUCACGUGACAAUGAGAGCCUGCAACGAGGCGCUGGAGAAGGUGAAGCAAUGCAUGCUAUGAAUGGCUCGCUAGGAACGGCGCUCCAUGGUCCAGUGGUGAGCGAUUUACACCGACCCGAGCUCGAUGGUGUCAGCUUAAGCCCGUCAGUCUUGGAUAGUGACGAAUACACCAGUGCAUCACUGUCCCCACAAACAACGACGACAUCUGAGGAUAAAGGCCGCCGGCUGGAGCAGACUCAGCAUAUCACUAGAAAGCUAUUACGUAUGCCUGAUUCCUUAAAGCCUCGCAGCUCGAUGUCUCUAGAAAGUGACUCUCAACGAAAGAAGUCUGUUGAAAAAAAGCUGCUUUUGGUUGGCAAUGCAAAAAGUAGUGGACAGGUGCUUCUGAGGUCUAUGGGCCUGGCGUAUGGAGAGACCUCUCCGGGAUUGGAGAGUGAGGACGGAAGCAUCAAAGAAAGCAUCAAAGAAACUAUCUUCUCUAGGAAAUCCACGUGGAUGCGCCACCGGUAUCGAGUUUUCAAUGUCAUUGGGCUGCACUCUAGGGAAAACAAAUGGAUCUAUUCAUUUGAACGAAUGUCGACUAUGAUUUUUGUCGUGGACAUCUCAGCCUAUUACGUCUUCGCUUUUGAUGACAGGCCCUUACUCUGCCUUCAGGAUGAUUUAGCAUUGUUCCAGCAGAUAUGUGCCUCCAAAUGGCUCGAAUUGACACCCAUUCUGCUACUUAUGAGCAACACCGACCUUCUGGCCGAGAAUAUGAAGAAUUAUCCUAUACAAGAUUACUGGCCGGAAUAUAAGCACCAUGCAACGGACCUAGAAGAUGCGAAAACCUUCUUUCGCGGGAUGUUUCUGCGUCUCAAUCAGAAACAUAACCUGCGCGUCUGGGUGCUGUUUACAGAGAGCCUCGUCAACGUGAAACUCGGCAAAGCGGUUAUGGCGAACGUUGACAAAAUGAUCACGGAGGGCAAAGUAUUGGCCUUUGGUACUUAA